This is a messenger RNA of Syngnathus acus (greater pipefish), 903 nucleotides long. It is a transcript of the gene srprb, whose product is annotated as SRP receptor subunit beta. The coding region runs from base 72 to 887 and encodes 271 amino acids. Gene Ontology annotation, biological process: protein localization to organelle; intracellular protein transport; Golgi to plasma membrane protein transport. Gene Ontology annotation, cellular component: Golgi apparatus. Gene Ontology annotation, molecular function: GTP binding. The transcript is spliced from 7 exons. The record is from RefSeq and is a predicted model, not a curated record. NCBI's taxonomy places the organism in Eukaryota, Metazoa, Chordata, Actinopteri, Syngnathiformes, Syngnathidae.
UACAAGCCUUUCCCCCAAGAAGUAGACGUGUCCCACGUUGUGAGUUGCACAUUUAACUAGCACAUUGAUCGAUGGAGGCGGACAUUACCGGCAACAUGGACGAAAACACGGACUUGGGGAUCUCGCUGGACCCUUACAUUGAGUCCGUGCGUCAGCAACUGGAAGACCUGGACCCACUUUUCCUCAUCGGGGUUCUCGUCGCUUUGGCGGUUGUGAUCAUCACUUGUGUUUUCCUGAAAUACUUUUUGACCAGUAAAACCGUCCAGAGUGCGGUGCUGCUCGUCGGGCUGUGCGACGCGGGCAAGACGCUUCUCUUUAGUCGACUGCUCUCCGGGAAGUUCAAACGGACUCAGACUUCCAUAACAGACAACAGUGCUCCUUAUAAAGUGAAAAACGACAGGAAGACCAUCUGGACUCUGAUAGACCUGCCAGGUCAUGAAAGUCUGCGUCCACAAUACUUGGAGAAGUUCAAGUCGGCAGCCAGAGCUAUUGUGUUCGUGGUGGACAGCGCCAUCUUCCAGAAGGAAGUGAGAGAUGUAGCAGAGUUCCUGUACGUGCUUUUGACGGACCCCGUGCUCUGCUGCACCGCCCCCGCACUGCUGGUGGUGUGCAACAAGCAAGAUAUCACCAUGGCAAAAUCAGCUAAACUGAUUCAGCAGCAACUGGAAAAGGAAUUGACCACACUGCGGGUGACUCGCUCGGCGGCCCUCAGCGCCCAGGACGGCUCGGCGGGCGGAAGCGUGUACCUGGGAAAGAAAGGCAAGGACUUUGACUUUAACCAGGUACCCAUGAAGGUGGAAUUCCUGGAGUGCAGCGCUCGUGGUGCCAAAGGAGAAGACUGUGAUGCUGACAUCCAGGCCUUGGAGGGCAGCCUCGCUAAGCUGUAACAAAAAUAAAUAAAAA